Molecule: messenger RNA, 3735 nt
Organism: Metopolophium dirhodum (rose-grain aphid)
Lineage: Eukaryota; Metazoa; Arthropoda; Insecta; Hemiptera; Aphididae
Exons: 7
Coding region: 1-3735 (1244 amino acids)
Molecular function (GO): nucleic acid binding
Source: RefSeq, a predicted model, not a curated record
AUGGGGGGACAAGAGAACAUGAUAACGAGAAGAGGACAAUUGAAAGCGUCGAUAACAAGAUUUUCAAAUUAUCUACAAGCGCAAAAUGUUGAUUCGACAGAGGUAAAAGUGCGGCGUGAAAAAGUAGAAGAGUCAUGGGCAGAAUAUGAACAGGUUCAAGCGGCCAUAGAAAUGAAAGAGGGAAUCAGUAUCGAUGCACAAAACAAGUAUAGAAUGGAAUUUGAAGACUUAUACUUUAAAACUAUUGCUGCAGCAGAGAAAAUCAUGAUAGCAGCAGGCUCAACUGUAUCGCAAGACGAGAGUAGAAAUAAAAAUUCUGACACCGAUAUGCCUAAUGCGUGUAUGAAUAAAGUAUUGUCGACGGUAAAGUUGUCGUCGUUGAGCGUACCGGAAUUUACCGGUAAUUAUCAAGAAUGGGCAUCGUUUUACGAUAUAUUUUCGACACUAAUAGAUAACAAUACGUCGUUAACGGCGAUAGAAAAGUUUUUUUAUUUACGCGAAUCGUUAUCAGGCGAGGCAUUGAGUUCGAUAAAAUGUUUGGAAACAACAUCUAAUAAUUAUACCGUAGCAUGGCAAUCGUUAAUCACGCGGUACAAUAAUAAAAGGGUGUUGGUUCAAGCACAUGUAAAAGCGAUAUAUGAUCUCGAAACGGUGGGCGGCGACUCAGCGAAAAAAUUAAGACAGUUUACGGAUGCACUGAAUGGACAUAUGCGUGCGUUAGAGGCGCUGGGUCAAGAACCCACAAAUUGGGGACCACUCCUAAUAUAUGUAAUAUUCAUUAAAUUAGAUAAGACUACACUAAAAGAGUGGGAAUCGAGAGCGCACGGUACUGAAGAGCCAAAAUUAUUAGAAUUAAUUACAUUUUUAGAGUCAAGGUAUAAAAUUUUGGAAUCAAUUGAAGCCGUAAAAAAUAUAAAUAUUAAAGGUAGCACAAUUACGACAUCAAACGAAAAAAAAUAUAUCGAAGAAAGAGGAACGUCACAAUUAUUCGCGUCGACUUCAAAUUUAGAAUGCUAUGUUUGUAAAUCGACACAUAUGAUUUAUAAAUGUCCUACAUUUUAUAGUUUGACCGUACCAGAGCGAAUAAAACGCGUAACAGAGUUGAAGUUAUGUAAAAUUUGUUUACGCCAACACGAGAGUAAAAAAUGCAAUGCAAAAUUCUGUUUUAAAUGCGCAAAAGCGCAUAAUACGCUAUUGCACCUGCCAGGAGGGAGAAAUACAGUAAUCGAAGAUAAUACGGCAGGUCAGUCAACAGUCGCAAAUGUAUCGACAAGUGAAGUAAUUGAAGCAUCAACAUCGUUAAGCGCACAUACAUCGGUUAUACAGGACGACAAGGUAUUACUGUCGACGGCAAUGGUGUCAUUGCGCAGCGAAUCAGGGCAAUGGGUUCCGGGACGCGUACUUUUAGAUUCUGGGUCCCAAAGUAAUUUGAUAACAGAGCAAAUGGUACAGCUUUUAAAGUUAAAAAAGAAGCAUGUGAAGCAUGAUCUAUGCGGAAUAGGCGGUAGCACACAAAAGGCAUCGUCGGCGGUGGUUGCAACAAUGGCGGCCGAAGACAGAAAAUUUACAUUAACAGCCACGUGUUUGGUAGUGAAGCGUGGACCGAUAUUCCAAGAAACUCGUUUUGGAUGGGUAGUCUCGGGUCCCGCAGAUAACGUAAUUAAUUCAGGUAAAUGGGCAGCGAGUGCGGUAAAUCUAUCGAUAACCGAGAAUAAAGAAACAAAUUUAGAACAAUCGAUUACAAAAUUUUGGAAAUUGGAAGAGUAUGAACCAAAAUCAGUGUAUACAAAAGAAGAAAAGGAAUGCGAGGCACAUUUUAACAAACAUAUAAGUCGGAGUGAAUGCGGUCGAUUUAUAGUUCAACUUCCGUUUAAAGCAAAUGCGCCAAAAUUGGAAUACGAAGCAUUGGGACAUAUGGAACGAAUCGAUAAGGAAAUCGAAAAUAAAGACGAAGAAGGCAAAUAUUAUAUUCCACACCACGCCGUGCGUAACGACAGUAGUACGACGACAAAACUACGGGUCGUAUUUGACGCGUCAUGCAAAACUGAUACGGGCGUUAGUCUCAACGAUAUAUUCCUUAAAGAUAUCACAAAAAUGUAUCGCCAAAUUUUAGUUGUUGGGGAUCAGCGAGAUUUUCAACGUGUGUUAUGGCGACCUGAACCAACACAACCGAUCCAUGUAUAUCGACUUAAUACACUUACCUAUGGUACCAUGCCGGCGUCAUACUUGGCAACAGCAUGUCUCGAAAAUUUGGCAAAAACGGAAUGCGACAGUUGCCCGGAGGUGGGCGAAUCAAUUACUAGAGAUUUCUAUAUGGAUGACUAUCUAGGUGGUGCAAUGUACAAAACCGCCGGUUUAGAACUGCGUAAAUGGUUAUCUAAUGACCCGCAGUUAAUAGCCGACGUGCAUUCCGACAACAAUAGCAUAAGAGCUAUGGGCGAACUAAUGACAAAAAUACUAGGCUUGCAUUGGAAAUCAGAUGAUGAUAUGUUGUUCUACACGGUACAGCAGAUUAAUUUGGAUGACGUAUUACCCGAUAAUAUUUGUGCAGAAUGGAAAAGAUACCGAGGUGGAUUACCAUCGUUAAAUAAUUUAAGAAUACCACGAAAAAUAAUUUCAACCGAAAUAGUAGUUAGUGCGGAAAUACACGGUUUCGCGGAUGCGUCCGAGAAGGCUUAUGGCGCAUGUUUAUACUUAAGAACCACGGGUGGACACGCAGAAACGGACGUAAACUUAAUAUGCGCCAAGUCGAAGGUUGCUCCGCUAAAAAUAGUGUCUUUGCCGCGGUUAGAACUGUGCGCCGCCUUGCUGUUAGCCCGAUUGAGUAAUAAACUAAUACCAAAAUUAAAUUUAAAAAUUGAUCGACGUCGAUUUUGGACCGAUUCUAAAGUGGUCUUGGCUUGGAUAACGUCGCCAUCAGGUCGAUGGAAGACAUUUGUCGCACACCGCGUUGGUGAAUUACAAGAGUUAACCGCGUGCAGCGAAUGGUCACACGUCCCCACUCACGACAACCCGGCGGACGUAAUUUGGCGCGGAUGCAAUGCCGAGGACAUCGAAAAAAAAUCAAUUUGGUGGUGCGGCCUGGAAUGGUUAAUUAAAGACGCCAUUUGUGCAACACUCGCGGAGAAAGGGGUAGAGUGGAAGUUAAUACCACCACGAUCUCCACAUUUCGGUGGCCUGUGGGAGGCGGCGGUUAAGUCGAUGAAAAAUUUGUUAUCUAAGGUGUUAGGUGAAUCUCGCCUAACUUACGAAGAGAUGAGUACUGUACUGACUCGGGUUGAAGCAUGCUUAAACUCUCGUCCCAUUACCUCCCUGUCUUCCAACCCAUCCGAUCUUUCCUAUUUAACGCCUGGUCAUUUUCUAAUUGGUGAUGCUAUUACCGCCGUACCCGAAAGGGAUGAAACGACUACUUCCGUGACGCCGUUGGAGCGUUGGAGAAGAGUUACCCAAUAUUCACAACUACUUUGGAAGCGCUGGAGUACAGAGUAUCUGGGUCAACUACAGGAGCGUGUAAAAUGGACUCAAUCAAAGGGGCCAAAUUUAAAGGUAGGAUCUGUGGUGUUAAUACGAGACACAAAUUUGCCCCCUUUGCAGUGGCGUCUCGGUCGGGUCCUCCAAAUCCAUGCAGGAAGGGACGGAAUAAGUUGGUCGGCGUCCGUAAAGACGAAUUUUGGGGAAAUUACAAGGGCAGUUCGUCUCCUUUGUCCGUUACCAAUCAACAACAAUCAAUAUUAA